Anisakis simplex (herring worm) is the source of this 1689-nucleotide messenger RNA. The record is from the annotation of a GenBank genome assembly. NCBI's taxonomy places the organism in Eukaryota, Metazoa, Nematoda, Chromadorea, Rhabditida, Anisakidae.
AUGGUGGCUAUGAAGAAAAAGCAUUCAAUCUCACAAGCUGCCAUGAUGCAAAUGAUGCGCAGUGGUCGACAGCCUGUGCAAACGACUGCAGAAGAUUUUAUUUUUGUUCGAACGCUUGGCGAAGGCUCCUUCUCAACGGUAUAUUUGGCGCGAGAGGUAUCCUCAGGUAAAGAGUAUGCAAUUAAGGUGCUCAAUAAAGAUCUCAUCCGUCGACAUGAUAAAGUGAAGAGUGUUAUGCGUGAGAAGAAUGUGAUGACUUCAAUAACGUAUCUUCAUGGAGGACAUCCGUUUUUUGUCUCCCUCUAUUGUACUUUCCAAGAUCCAACUCGACUUUAUUUUGCGAUGACUUAUGCGAGGAAUGGUGAUUUGUUGCAAUGUCUUCAACGAUUGGGCUCUUUCGAUGAUGAGGCAGGUAUUUUGCAUUCACAAAAUUCAAUCAUUAAAUUCUUUCAGGCGACGCUCUUUUAUUCGGCUGAAAUUGUGUGUGCAUUAGAGUUUCUUCAUCGUUGUGGUAUCAUACAUCGUGAUUUGAAACCCGAGAAUAUUCUUCUCAAUGAUAAUCGUCAUAUUUUAUUGUCUGACUUUGGAACAGCAAAAUUUUUGAAAGCUGAAGAUAAUAUUGGAUCGAUCGAUAAAGAUAUAUUACUGCCUCGUGUUGGUGAAGAGAGUCAUCACAGGAGUCGAUCGACGUUCGUUGGUACCGCGCAGUACGUUUCGCCAGAAGUUCUGGUCGAUGGCGACGUCGGUCCCUCGUGUGAUUACUGGGCGUUAGGUGCCAUAAUAUUUCAAAUGGUUUCUGGAAUGCCGCCUUUCCGUUCGAUGAACGACUACCAUACAUUCCAGAAAAUCCAAAAAUUGGACUAUUCCUUCCCAGAAGGUUUUCCGGAAUUGCCAAGAGAUCUCGUCCAAAAAUUUUUGAUUGUUGAUCCAACUCAAAGACUUGGCUCAAUCGAAAUGGGUGGUGUUGAAUCGGUACGUUCGCAUCCUUACUUCGCGACCAUCGACUGGGAGAAUCUCCCGUAUCAGAAUCCACCUGAACUGAAGCCGUAUUUGCCAGCCAGUUGCGGUGAACCCGCCUUCCACAGUGAUUAUCAUGUACCAUUGAAUCUAGAGCCAGGUCUUGAUGAUGCGGCUCUUACGCGCCUAAUGGGACUGAGCCUCAAAGAUUUCGUCCCAAUGAGUUCACACAAUUCAUCACUUGAUUCAAAUAAGACGAAUGAAGAUGAACGGGAACGAAAGUUGAAUAUUCAGCGUCAAACACACAAAUACCACCGUUUCGUUGAUGAUCAUCUCAUCCUCAAGUCGGGUCUCCUUGACAAGAAAAAGGGGUUAUUUGCACGUCGAAGGAUGUUCUUAUUAACUGAAGGGCCACACAUCUAUUACGUUGAUCCGGUGAAUAUGGAACUUAAAGGUAAAAUACCUUUCAGCCGACGACUUCGAACUGAAGCGAAAAAUUUCCGGACAUUUUUUGUUCAUACGGUAAGAGCACAUCAGUUGCUUGAUUCUUUUCUUCUGUUUAUACUGUCGAUAUCUUGGUCCCCGAAUCGAACCUAUUAUUUAUUCGAUCCGGAACGCAAUGCAAUGGAAUGGUGUAACGCAAUCGAGGCGCUUCGUGAGCGUUAUGCGGAUGAACUACCUGAUGAACCGCAUUCGCCAUCAACGAAAGGAGGUGGUAAACAGAAACGUUAA